AUGAGGGAAAGUGUCACAUCCCGGAAUCCUGACCCCAUACGCUCCCACCCCACUACACCUUCCCAACAACCUCAUCAUCCCCUACACCAUAUCUCCCCACUUCCCAACAUCACCUUCCAUCCCAACUGUCUUAGCUCCGGCCUGGACUUCGGCACAUUUGCCCUUGGCCAUCUCCACCCCGGAAGCUCAGUCCUGAGAUGGAGCAUUCAGAACCUCCGGAUUUGCUCGGACCUCCUGACAGAUUUCCGACAUCUUUGGAGUCACCCAACAUUCCUUGGAUACAUAACUCCAGCUUUGGAGCUACCCACAUCCCCCAGUGACCCUGCUCCACAUUCUACUCCACCCUCCUCGACCCGACACCUUGGUUCCCCGUUAAAGAUACCUUUCGGUACCUUUCAGUACCUGUCGGUAUCACUUGGACUUUGUCAUAUCCAUACAAUCCUGACCUCCAUUCCGGGCUCCCGGAACUCUGAACUCCGACUUCUGGAGCCCUACUUCCCUUCCGUCACUUUCUCCUUGCCGACUCCCAAGAGGUUAUCCCACCUCCGGCUCGGACACCACCUUCAGUCCGACUCCGGAACAUUCCGGGUCCGACCCCAACCUCGACACCUUCCAGAUGAGUAUGCAAAACCUAUGCUCCCAACUCUGGACCUCUGCUCCGGAAUCCCGUUCGCAUCUCCGUCUCCGGAACCUCCGGUCUUAGCUCCGACCUCGGACUUUGACCCCACCUCCGCUUAUACCCAUUGUAUUGGUUAG
Messenger RNA from Cantharellus anzutake, 756 nucleotides. RefSeq lists its product as uncharacterized. NCBI's taxonomy places the organism in Eukaryota, Fungi, Basidiomycota, Agaricomycetes, Cantharellales, Hydnaceae. The coding region runs from base 1 to 756 and encodes 251 amino acids. The record is from RefSeq and is a predicted model, not a curated record. The transcript has 3 exons.